GUUCCCUUUGAGUCACCUCCAAGCCAUAUCACGAUUCUUCUUCCCCUUCUCCUUUCUUUUCUUUUCUUUUCCAUUCCAUUUCCCCAGGAUUCCCCUUUCUAACUCUCUAAGUUUCUGAGAUUUUCCCAGUUGGGUUUUCAGAUUUCGAGAUGACGGGUUCUGGUAUGAACUUUAUUACCACUGUUGUCGGGUUUGGAAUGAGUGCCACAUUCAUAGUGUUCAUCUGUACAAGAAUCAUCUGUGGUCGACUUCGUUCAUCUCAAUCCAAUAGCCUCAAUUACGAGAUUGAAUCCAGGGUGGAUCUUGAGCAGCAGCCAGGGUCUCGGGCAAGUGGUCUCGAACAGGUUCUCAUUGCCGCUAUUCCAACUAUGAAGUUCAAUCGAGAGGCUUUCAAUUCUGUAGAAGAUGCUCAGUGUUCAAUCUGUUUGGGUGAGUAUGAAGAGAAGGAAGUACUGAGAAUGAUGCCCAAAUGCGGUCACAGAUUUCAUCGCUCCUGCAUUGAUGUUUGGCUGAGAAAGCAAUCUACAUGCCCAAUUUGCAGGCUGCCAUUGCAAGCCUCUUCUAGAACAAAACCUGCAAGACCAAUGACAGUGAGCAGAGAUCAGUCUUUUGAUGGUUCUGAGAUUUCAACCGAUCAUCAUUCUCAACACUGGCUUCUACCUGGCCCCAACCGUUCGGAGGGCAACACAAGCAACCAGACACAGCUUGAAUCCGUUCCAGUAAACUCCUCAGUUCAAAGAGAGAUAGAAACAAUACGAUGACCAAAUUAGCUUCACUGCUGGGUAGGUAGGAGCAUGAUUACAUCAUUGGAUAUCCCAUACUUCUGUACAGAAGUGUUUCCAUAUUCUUUUGCAUUGGGUAGUGUAGAUUUAGGCCUUCGCAAACAAUGCAAUGAAUUCUCAUCAUGUUGUGGAUAUGUAUCUCUAUAAGUUUUUACCUCAUUCAAACAUAACAUAUCAAAUGAAAGCUUGGCAGAAACUUGCAGCAAUGAACAUUUUUCCUGGAGCUUAAACCAGGAUAUUGAAUGAA
Cucurbita pepo subsp. pepo (vegetable marrow) is the source of this 1029-nucleotide messenger RNA. Its product is annotated as RING-H2 finger protein ATL7. Lineage: Eukaryota; Viridiplantae; Streptophyta; Magnoliopsida; Cucurbitales; Cucurbitaceae. The record is from RefSeq and is a predicted model, not a curated record.